Messenger RNA from Linum trigynum, 585 nucleotides. Lineage: Eukaryota; Viridiplantae; Streptophyta; Magnoliopsida; Malpighiales; Linaceae. The record is from the annotation of a GenBank genome assembly.
AUGCUCACUUUUAAUCACCCUUUUAAGAGAAAUGGUGUAUGUGGAGAUAAUAGAGGGUCAAGACUCGCCAUGGAUUUUUCCAUUGCGUCGGUCGGUUGGGGAGUGCUCCAAAUUGUAUUCUCUUCGGCAGCAGAUGUGGAUCGCAUCAGGAAAGGCUCGCCAUGGAUUUUCCUCAAUUUUGCGUUGUGUUUGACUCGCUGGGCUUCGCCUACUCAGAUGCUAGCGGAAUCUCUUGCGCAUGCUCCGUUGAGGCUGCAGCUUUGGGGACUUCUAUUCGAAUGCUGCACCGAGCGGUUGGCAUCUAUGUUGGGCGCUGCUCUGGAUCCAACGGAGCCAGCCGUGAUUCACCAAUAUGAUAUCAACGACACACUCUUUCUUCGUGUUUGCGUGGUGCUUGACCUCACAACCCCACUGCCAUAUGAGAUAACGACGUCCCACAAAGAUGCUGGCAAAGGUGACUUCAACGCCCAUAUCAAAUUUGAGCGCUUACCCCAAUUAUGUUUUCUUUGUGGUGUGAUUGGCCAUUUGAGUCAAUUCUGCUCCCAGAAAGCAGAACUUGGUGAUUCACCUCCUCGGUAUUGCUAA